Pyrus x bretschneideri (Chinese white pear) is the source of this 1072-nucleotide messenger RNA. RefSeq names its product thioredoxin O, mitochondrial-like. Bases 19 to 744 code for a protein of 241 amino acids. The record is from RefSeq and is a predicted model, not a curated record. Lineage: Eukaryota; Viridiplantae; Streptophyta; Magnoliopsida; Rosales; Rosaceae. The transcript is spliced from 7 exons.
CGUUUUCGAACACAAGAAAUGGCGAGGAAUUUAGGUGUUUUGGUGCGACAGGUGCGAGGCAAUGGCGACAAGCCCUGCGCAGGUCUUCUUCUUCAUCAUCUUAAGCUUCCUUGUCAUUCUAUCCAAACCCUAAUAUCCCUAAAAACCCUAACUUUAAUUCCAACCGCACCAUCUUUACCGCCCACAGCUCCUUCCACUCCCAAACCAUUAUACGAUUCCCCGCACUCCACAAACCUUCAGUUUCUUCAGCACCGAACUCUCACUUCACCCUCAGGUCCCUCGGACAUUCAGAUCAAGAAAAAACGAAAAAAACGUCCCUCGAACAUUGUUACCGUGAAGACUAGGAACCAGUAUUAUCCGGCGCUGUGCAAAGUUCGAAGCAAAAAAGCGCCAGUAGUUUUCUUCUUCACUACAGCCUGCUCUGAUGCUUGCCCACUCAUAACUCCAGUCCUUCAAGACCUGAGUGAGCAAUUCCCACAUGUAACAAUAUAUAAGUUUGAUAUUUUCGGGGGAAAAAUUGCCGAAGCAUUGUCUUUGUACGUUGUCCCUGCUUUGCCCACAUUUUUUUUCUAUAAAGAUGGUGGAAGGGAGUCUCGGAUUAUUGGUGCUGAUGUGGCCGGAUUGAAAAAUACUUUUGAAAAACUCUACAGGUCUACCACCAGCCAUGGUUUCCAGAGACAGAGGGUCGCCUCUUCCGAAGGGCUCCAAGUUCUCAGUGUACCAGAACUCAUCCUUCUCCGCUAACCUCACCGCCAAAAGUCUCCGGCCUUCCAAGCAUUCAUUCCUCUACAUCUUCUCUUCUCUCCUCCGACUCUGCUGUCGCUUUUAUUGCCAUGUUGUCCAGUACCCAGUCAUCAUCGUCUUCAUAGAAAAAUACAAAACCCAAUUGCUUAGAAUUCUAAUCAAUUGGGUUGGAUGUUUAAUAACAGGCUUUGGGCUAAUCAGUUGAGAAACUGACGAGGAAGGUGAAACCUGCCGUGAUCAAAACCUUCGUAAAGGCCCUCACAUGCACAAAUUUAUAAAAUAACACUUGAGAAAUAAGAAAACAAAUAAAGCAACAUAUUUUUAGGGA